AUGGACAGACGACCGGGACGGGGUCUUCAGCCCUCGACCUACUGGGACAGCAAGUACCGGCAGACGCCGGCGCUGAUCCGCGCGCGUCGGCCCUACCUAUUCAAGAAUGCUGUGACCGGCAUCGCACUCUUCAGUCUUGCUGUCGGUGUCUACAUCUAUACGAUCAAGGCAAUCGGCCAAGACGAGUUCGAAGACGUCAAGGUGCCUGAUGCGCCGGUACAACCCACGACGACGCAGGAGAAGAAAUAA
This is a messenger RNA of Thermochaetoides thermophila DSM 1495, 249 nucleotides long. RefSeq lists its product as uncharacterized. The record is from RefSeq and is a predicted model, not a curated record. Bases 1 to 249 code for a protein of 82 amino acids. Lineage: Eukaryota; Fungi; Ascomycota; Sordariomycetes; Sordariales; Chaetomiaceae. Gene Ontology annotation, biological process: mitochondrial respiratory chain complex IV assembly. Gene Ontology annotation, cellular component: mitochondrial inner membrane. The transcript has 3 exons.